Messenger RNA from Nematostella vectensis (starlet sea anemone), 3507 nucleotides. Its product is annotated as G-protein-signaling modulator 2. The record is from RefSeq and is a predicted model, not a curated record. Lineage: Eukaryota; Metazoa; Cnidaria; Anthozoa; Actiniaria; Edwardsiidae. The transcript has 14 exons. The coding region runs from base 338 to 2110 and encodes 590 amino acids. Gene Ontology annotation, molecular function: protein binding; GTPase regulator activity.
AGCUCUAGAUCAACAGUCUGACAACGCGCCAAGCGAAAUGCAAAUGUGAGCCAUUUACGACCUCCAAAAGUCUUGGCCACUUAUCCAACACACUUUGAUUUCACUUCCUCAGUUUAUUUGUCUCCUAGUUAUUGUGUCUUCUGUUUCACCGGCUAUCAGAGAUACAACUUUCCGCGCCAAAACUCGCCAAGAAACAUGCAUCGUUCAUAAUGUUCACACAUUCUUCGAGUGUGGAAAACUGCUUCUCUUCGUUGUAUGCAAAUUGCUCAAGAAACUCGAAACCUUGUUGUUGUUAAAGAAGAGUAGUAUCCUAACUUGCGGUUGAUUAUUCUAAAAAAUGGCAGUGCAAGCUUCUUGUAUGGAACUGGCGCUAGAGGGUGAACGACUCUGCAAAGCCGGUGAUUGUCGAGCCGGCGUGAGCUUUUUCGAGGCCGCGGUACAAGUUGGAACUGAAGAUCUCAAAACAUUGAGCGCUGUCUAUAGCCAGCUAGGAAAUGCUUAUUUUUAUUUACAGGAAUACGAGAAAGCUUUGGAAUUUCAUCGCCAUGAUUUAACUCUUGCAAGGACUUUGGGUGAUCGUGUAGGAGAAGCAAAGGCUAGCGGUAAUCUUGGGAACACUCUAAAAGUUUUGGGAAAAUUUGACGAAGCGAUCGUGUGUUGUACACGCCAUUUGGAUAUUUCUAGGGAACUAGCAGAUAAGAUUGGAGAAGCACGAGCAUUGUAUAAUCUCGGAAAUGUUUACCAUGCAAAAGGCAAGCACUAUGGCCGAAGCUUUGAUCAGGAUCCUGGUGACUUUCCUGAUGAGGUUAAGUCCUCCCUGGAAAGAGCUGUCGAGUUCUAUGAGGCCAAUCUAACAAUAGUCAAGCACUUGGGCGAUCGAGCGGCCCAGGGGCGAGCUUGUGGUAACCUAGGCAACACACAUUACCUUCUUGGGAAUUUUGACCUCGCUAUCAUGUUCCACGAGGAGCGUCUGGCGAUAGCUCGAGAGUUUAACGACAAGUCAGCGGAAAGGCGAGCCUGCAGUAACCUUGGCAACGCACACGUGUUCCUUGGGGAAUUCGAGAUUGCCUCCGAAUAUUACAAGCGGACUCUUCAGAUAUCAAGGGAGCUGGGAGACAGGGCUAUAGAAGCGCAGGCAUGUUACAGUCUCGGAAAUACAUUCACUCUGUUACGGGAAUACAAGGAAGCGGUGGCAUACCAUAUAAGACAUUUAGAAAUUGCGCAAGAGCUCGGAGACAGGGUCGGUGAAGGACGCGCGUGUUGGAGUCUGGGUAAUGCGCACACGGCGCUUGGUAACCAUGACGUCGCGUUGGAGUAUGCGCAGAAGCAUCUUGAAAUCUCGAAAGAGGUUGGAGAUCGUACUGGACAAGUCACGGCACAGAUGAACAUCGUCGAUCUAAAAGCCUUGUUAGGCGAUAGUGACGCGGCCUCUGGAGCUGACUCUGAAAUAGUAGAGUCCUCACCUCAGAGGAACACAAGCCCUGGAUCUAUUAAACAGUUGUUUCACCGCAAGCACAGUCGUUCCGAUGCUGAUAAAAGAAAAACGGAGGGCAAGGGAAGUCGUAAGAUAUCGGCCGGGAGGCCUGUGGAUGCAACGCAAGUUAAACUGCGUGUCACGCAACCCGAGGGUAAAAUUACCGACUCACUGGACGACAGCUUUUUCGAUCUUCUGAGCCGAUGCCAAGGCAGCCGAAUGGACGAGCAGCGAUGUUCGGAGCCUGAGGGGGGAUUCGACAUUAAUCGCAGCAGAAGCUCUGAGGAUUUGCUAGAAAUGGUGGCCAGGCUGCAGGGCGACCGAAUGGACGAACAAAGAUUCGAGUUGCACGACAGCGAGGAUGCUUACGGAGCAACUGCGGAAAACAAGCCGGUGAUACUGAAAAAGAAAAGAGAUGGGAGUGGUUCUAUAUCCGAUGACUUGUACGAGAUGGUGUUACGUAGUCAGGCCCACCGUCUAGAAGACCAGCGGAGUAACCCACCCCUACACAGACAGGCUCCAACGGUCCCGGAUGAAGACUUCUUCGGUCUCAUCCUGCGCCUGCAAUCCAACAGGAUGGACGACCAGCGGUCACAACAUCCAGACUCUUACAGGAACCAUCACCGUAAACACUGAUCUCGGAUUUUUUAAUCUUAUUUAGUCAUGUGAUCUAACUGAUCACGUGACACGCAGGCAAAGGUAGCCCAAGUAAUCGGAUUGUAUAGAUCAUGUCUAGACAAGUGGCACGAAAAUGCGAUGUCACCAGCCAAGAUGUAGAGUGCACGGAAUUCAUCGACAUGGCGUAUGUUGUCCUGGAAAUGUAGGAUCGUCCAGGAAAACUGGAAUUUCACCAAAGAACACUAGAAAUAUGUGUUGCAAUAUUGAAACAAGAUUAGUCGAAAUUUUUUGAUCGAGAUUCUUUAGGCGCGUUCUAAUACUCAUUAGACAAAGUUCCAAUCUAGAUUUAUUUUCUAUUUUAUUUUAUUUUUCGUAUUUCUCUGUCUAGUCACGCAAAACUAGGUUAUUGUCUAUGGGUUAAAGUUUAACCAUCCCAUGACAGGGCUGGCUCGAGCACUGGUUUUUAGAAAACUGAUAUCAUUAAGAGAUACAAAUUUCUUUUUUAGAACUUGUUAUUUUUAACUGUAGAUGAUCCUUUAGAAUUAGUUGAAAUACAAUGCCGAUAGUUAUUGGUAUUUUAAUCGCUGACAGCGUUAUUGUAAAUUACGUAAUCUUUAGUGUAGUGUAACUUGAAAAACUUUGCAGUAUAAUGUUUUCAUUGUAACCGCGCGAUUCUAAGCACUACUGUGUUAAUCAAGUUUGCUUGACCAAUCAGGAGUUUGAAUGGAUAUCAAGCCAGCCUUGACGACAUUUGAUUUUGUCUUCGCAGUGAGACAUUUUAAAGUAAAAACUGCAAUUUUCAUCGUGAAUAAAAAAGAAUUAUAAUCCCGCAAAGAUAUACCAUAACUCAGUAACGAGAGUAGACAAUGGGGGGAGAGUAGUCGGAUAGGGUUAGAUAUCCCAUGACAUUCUAUAUCAAAUUUCUUUAUAAGGUUUUGAUUGGCCUGGUCUUCAUAUGUAACGCACUUUAUUAAGGGUAUUGCGUGACAAAGUCCUACCUUACCCUGUCACGAAAUCUAAACGCUGAAACUAAAAAAAUGUAUUUCAUUUACCAGAAAGUGCGCGAAACACUUGUUUGACCUGGUUAGUAAAAAAAUUGACAACAGGGUGAUAUUUUGAACAGUCGGGAGAAUUGCUUUCUUACCGAUUGUUUGUUUGCACUGCUAAUGUUAACAUUGAUCGAGGAUCCCCCUAUUUGAAAGCAUGCGUUGUAUACAUAUGAAUAUUUUAUCAUUUUUAGUCGACUAUAUCUGACAAUUCUUAUCUUGUCACAGAUGCAUAUAUUUUUUGUACGCGGUUUUGUACAGUCUAUAGGCAUAUCUGAGUUAUAGUUUAGCAUUAUAGAGGUGGAUAUGAUAGUAUUAGAGUGAGAUGUUUAGCACAAAUAUGAGUCCAAUAAAAUUGUGAGCAAUCCA